Dufourea novaeangliae is the source of this 2766-nucleotide messenger RNA. RefSeq names its product squamous cell carcinoma antigen recognized by T-cells 3-like. Gene Ontology annotation, molecular function: protein binding; RNA binding. Gene Ontology annotation, biological process: RNA processing. The transcript is spliced from 6 exons. NCBI's taxonomy places the organism in Eukaryota, Metazoa, Arthropoda, Insecta, Hymenoptera, Halictidae. The record is from RefSeq and is a predicted model, not a curated record. Bases 33 to 2750 code for a protein of 905 amino acids.
UCUAGUUCGGUGUAGAACCUAUUUAAGUCAAAAUGGAAGAAAUGGAUGUGGGAAGUGAGGAAAACAACGAUAAAAUGACAUACGAGGAUUCGGUUGACAAAGUGGAUGAUUCCGAAAUGAUUGAGAAUGAAGAUGAAAAAAAUGCAGAGAAUGAAUCUGCUGAUGAUCAGAACGAAGAUGACGACGAAGAGGAUGCCGAUGAGGCCGAAUUGAAAGUCUUAGAAACUUCCCUUGCUCAGAAUCCAUAUGAUUACACGAGUCAUAUAGCCAUUAUCGAUAAAUUGCAAAAAAUGGGGGAACUAGAACGAUUACGUGCUGCCAGAGAAAAUAUGAGUUCCAAGUAUCCUUUGAGCCCUGAACUCUGGUCAUCCUGGAUGCGUGAUGAAAUUAAAUUAGCUACAACACCAGAAGAGAAAGCUGAAGUAGUAAAUUUAUGUGAACGAGCUGUGAAAGAUUACCUUUCUGUAGAAGUAUGGCUAGAAUAUUUACAAUUUAGCAUUGGUAAUAUGGGCACUGAUAAAGGUGCGGCAAAAGAUGUCCGGCAAUUAUUUGAGCGAGCGUUAACUGCUGUUGGAUUGCAUACUAUAAAGGGUGCGAUAAUAUGGGAAGCAUUCAGAGAAUUUGAAGCUGUGUUGUAUGCAUUGAUUGAUCCUUCGAAUCAAGUUGAAAAGAAGGAACAGUUGGAACGAAUUGGGAACUUAUUUAAACGACAAUUAGGAUGUCCUCUUUUGGAUAUGGAGAAUACUUUUGAGGAGUAUGAGGCUUGGCGAAAUGGAGAUGGCACAGAAGCUAAUAUGGAUGAUAAAAUGGUACGUAGAAGGUAUGAAAAAGCUUCUGCAAUGCUGAAUGAGAUUUUGCCUUAUGAAGAAAAAGUAGUUUCUUCACAAGAUGAAAGUGAACUUUUAGAUGCGUACAAAGCAUACUUACGGUACGAAGAGCACAAGGGAGAUCCAGGACGAAUAAUUGUAUUAUAUGAAAGAGCUGUUACUGAUUUGAGUUUAGAAACAUCAGUUUGGCUUGGUUACAUUACAUAUUUAGAAGAAAAGAUAAAGGAUCAAUCUUUCUUGGACCCAUUGUACCGAAAAGCUUCAAGAAAUGUUCCAUGGUGUGCAACUAUUUGGCAGAAAUGGAUGAGAUCAUGUGAAAAAUGGGACAGGCCAAUAAUAGAAGUUCAAACAAUAUUAGAGAACGCUUUAGCGGCUGGAUUUUCUCUCCCGGACGAUUAUCGCAAUUUGUGGAUGACAUAUUUAGAAUAUUUACGACGAAAACUCGAUGAGUAUCCUUCUAAGGAAGAAAAGCAUUUAGACAUAUUGCGUAAUACGUUUAACAGAGCUUGUGAACACUUAGCAAAAUCUUUUGGUUUGGAGGGAGAUCCUAGUUGUAUAAUAUUACAAUACUGGGCAAGAACUGAAGCUGUACAUGCUAAUAACAUGGAAAAAGCUAGAUCGUUAUGGGCUGACAUUUUGUCACAGGGACAUUCUGCAACCGCGUCUUACUGGUUAGAAUAUAUUUCAUUAGAAAGGUGUUAUGGAGAUACAAAACAUUUAAGAAAACUAUACCAAAAAGCUCUGGCAGCUGUAAAAGAUUGGCCAGAAAGCAUAGCCCGUUCAUGGAUAGAUUUUGAGAGGGACGAAGGUAUUCUGGAAGAAAUGGAGCAAUGCGAGGCAAAAACGAAACAAAAAUUAGAGAAAGUAGCCGAAGAAAGACAAAAAGCACAACAAAUAGCGAAUCAUGAAUUGUCGCCAACGCAGAGUAAGAGGACUCAUAAGAGAAAAAUAGAAGAUACUGGGAGAUGGAAAAAUUUAGGAUCCUCUCCUACAAAAAUGAAAAAAGUCGAAACGCAAAUAACACCAAAAAUGAAAGAAAGUCGUUUGAACCUCGAAAAGAAAGUUAAUGGUAGUACUGAAGAACAGAAAUCAAAGGUUGCUCCGCCGCCUGGUUUCAAAGCACCAGAAGAAAAUGAUAAAAUGGAUCUAGACAAUACUGAAGCGGUCGAUGAUAAAAUCACCGUUUUCGUAAGUAAUUUGGACUACACCGCAACGGAGGAAGAGGUUAAAAAUGCUUUAAAACCGGCUGGACCGAUUACCUUAUUCAAAAUGAUACGAGAUUACAAACAGCGUAGCAAAGGGUUUUGCUAUGUGCAACUAAGUAAUACGGAAGCUGUUGAAACAGCUUUGAAAUUAGACAGAACUCCUAUAAGAGGACGACCAAUGUUUGUUUCAAGAUGUGACCCAAACAAAACAACAAGAAUACCGGGAUUUAAGUACAGUUGUACUCUUGAAAAAAAUAAAUUGUUUGUUAAAGGACUGCCUGUAACGACGACAAAAGAAGAACUCGAGGACAUAUUCAAAGUCCAUGGAACAUUGAAAGAAGUCCGCAUAGUUACUUACCGUAAUGGGCAUUCGAAAGGGCUAGCUUACGUUGACUUCGAAGACGCAACUAGUGCUGCAAAGGCUCUCUUGGCUACCGAUGGCAUGAAAAUCGGCGACAAAGAAAUUAGUGUGGCUGUAAGCAAACCACCUGAACGGAAGAAGAUUCAAACAGCCGACGAUGUACCUCCAGUUAAGUCUCUGGGUGGUACAACAGUAAGCAGAACUACGUUUGGCAUGCCUAGAACGUUACUGUCUAUGGUGCCACGUACUGUUAAAACUACUGCUGCUACCAAUGGCAGUGCAAACGUAGCAACAAAUAGUGUUACGCAAAAAAUGAGUAAUCAAGAUUUUAGAAACAUGUUACUGAAUAAAACAUAAGUUACUAUUGUGUAAA